CGACAAGACGCAACGUCAACAGAGUCUUGACAACGACAUCAACACUCGUAUCCCAAUCAACCGCAGUCUAUCAAUGACCAACAUUAUUGAUUGUCUCUGCUUCUUAUAGACGCUAACCCCCCUUCAGGCCCGCAUCGACCGUCUUUGCUUGCCUAUCCACCCGUUUCUUGGGCCUGGAGCCUCUACGCACUAGUCAGGCAGGGAGUCGCCCUCCUAAAUUCUUGCCUUUUGCCGGCGCGAACUCGCGCUCGCACUCGCGCUCGCACUCGCAGUCUCCCCAUCCAUCUCUUCCCAGCCACAACGAGCAGAGCACCACAUCCCUCCACCCCGAAGAAAUAAACUAGAGAACAAACGCAUAUGCUAGUCACUCGUCUCCAUUUCUCUUACCAUCAACAGUUCCCACACUGUCCUCUGGUCCUUUAGUCCUCACAUCGUUGUUACAACUUGGGUCGAAACCGCACAGCUGUGGUUUCAGUUUGAGUCGCCCUUCCCUACCGUCGCAGGGUUCUCAAAGCCCACCAUCUUGACGCCGUCGCCCGAUUCUUCCUUUGGAUCCCCCCUGCCAUUCUGUCCUUGCUCCUCGGCCUCCAUCCCAUCAAUCACACCACCGCAAUCACCCUCGCUUCCCUCCCAUCUCCAUUGCGGCUCCUCCUGCCAAGCUCGACUGCACUCUGUCUCCGGCCUCCCGACCUCCCCAUCUUCGAUCUGCUCCAGAACCAGCCCUUAGCGCCGCGAAUCCCUUCUGGAUCGCUGAGACUCAAGCGAGAUACCUUCGCUUCAGAAAGGCAGAAUUCUGAUCAUUUCCUGACCUGCUGGUCAUGGCCUCAAAGGUUCUCUAUCUUUCUUCAUCCAUGCUGCACCAUGGCAGGACUAACACCCCCUCUGCAGUUUCUGCGCGAAUACAAAUUGGUGGUCGUCGGCGGGGGAGGUGUCGGCAAGUCAUGCCUGACCAUUCAACUCAUUCAGAGUCAUUUUGUAGACGAGUACGACCCGACAAUUGAAGAUUCAUACCGCAAGCAAUGCAUGAUCGACGAUGAAGUCGCCCUACUCGAUGUCCUGGACACGGCCGGCCAGGAAGAAUAUUCGGCCAUGAGAGAACAAUACAUGCGGACGGGUGAAGGAUUCCUCCUCGUCUACUCCAUCACCUCAAGACAGUCGUUUGAAGAGAUUAUGACCUUUCAACAACAAAUCCUGCGGGUCAAAGAUAAAGAUUAUUUCCCCAUCAUCCUUGUUGGCAACAAAUGCGAUUUGGAAUCCGAGAGAGCGGUGUCGCGGGAAGAAGGUGAACAGUUGGCCAAGAACUUUGGGUGCACAUUUAUCGAAACGUCGGCAAAGUCCCGCAUCAAUGUCGACAACGCUUUUUAUGACCUCGUCCGAGAAAUCAGAAGAUACAACAGAGAAAUCUCAGGAUACGCGGGCGGACCUCAGAUGGGCUCCCACGCCCCCGGCCAAAAAUUCGAAGUGGACAAUCAAGCGGACAAUGCCGGAUGCUGCAGUCGGUGUGUGGUCAUGUAGAAGAGAUUGGUCCGAGGGCAUGUUUGGCACGCUUGCAAUACGAAACAAAGGCACAUGCUGCCAGGGUGUUUUCAAGGCUUGGAGUUGUGCCGCCAGUCAAUGUGACUGCGCCUGGGGGGGUUUCGGCUUGCAUCGAUUGGGUGCCAAAAGUCCACAGAGAAGAGCAAUGUUCUUCCACGCGUACUGCCACAACAUAGCGAUGUUGGUUUAUUGGAACGGCAGUCUAUAAGGGAAUAGCUGUCUGGUGUUUAUUUAUUGCUAGUCCAAAUCCUUGCUCCAGUCAUCUGCAACCGCGAUCGGCCAGCGUCCGGUGCGCUCAGCCGGAGGUGUCUCCUUGGACAGGACAAGUUAGUCGCUAAUGACUAUGGCUGUUUCUGCUUCAAUGUCGAUAUGCUCUGGGCC
Messenger RNA from Exophiala mesophila, 1917 nucleotides. RefSeq names its product Ras-like protein. NCBI's taxonomy places the organism in Eukaryota, Fungi, Ascomycota, Eurotiomycetes, Chaetothyriales, Herpotrichiellaceae. The record is from RefSeq and is a predicted model, not a curated record. The transcript is spliced from 2 exons. Gene Ontology annotation, biological process: signal transduction. Gene Ontology annotation, molecular function: GTP binding; GDP binding; GTPase activity. The coding region runs from base 862 to 1515 and encodes 217 amino acids. Gene Ontology annotation, cellular component: plasma membrane.